GUUGAUACAAAGCGACAACCUACUGCAACAGCUGAUAUGGGAAAAUUCCAUGGAAAAAAGUAACUAAAUUUAGCUCUACACUUUAUAAGAAUUUCAACAGAAGUAUGGGAUCUAUAGAACAAUAUAAACAGAUAUGGUGUAAUGCAGACGUUGUGUGUUUUGAUGUUGAUUCUACAGUUAUCAAGGAUGAAGGUUUAGAUGAACUUGCAGAAUUUUGUGGUGUUGGUAAACAAGUUAAAGAGUGGACAAAUAAAGCAAUGGGAGGAAGUAUGAGAUUUAGAACAGCAUUAGAAAAGAGGUUAGAUAUUAUACAGCCCACCAUGGACCAGGUAACAAAGUUCAGAGAGACACAAUCUAUCAGGUUCUCUGACGGUCUAGAAGAACUUGUAAAGUUGCUACAUGAACGAGGAACAAAGGUGUAUUUGGUAUCAGGUGGAUUUAGAAGUAUAAUAGAACCAGCAGCCAAGUUGUUACAUAUACCAUACACAAAUAUCUUUGCCAACAGGCUCAAAUUCUUUUAUAAUGGAGAUUAUGCAGGGUUUGAUACAGGAGAGCCUACCAGUGAUUCAGGAGGUAAAAAACUGGUAGCCGAGAAACUAAAACAAACCAGUAAAAACCUCGUGUUUAUUGGAGAUGGGGCAACAGAUCUUGAAGCUUAUCCACCAGCUGAUUUAUUUAUAGGUUAUGGGGGAAAUGUUCAGAGAGAAAAAGUGAAACAGAAUGCUCCGUGGUUUGUUACAGAUUUUCAGGAUCUUAUUCAACCAUUACAAGGCUCCAGAUAAUGUUAACUUUUAUAUAGGAAUUAUUUUUCUUUACAGAUGCAAUAUAUUUUACGAAAAUUUUAUGUCAGUCAGUCAGUAUUAAACUUUGGAUAUAUAAUGUACAAUAAUAGUUCAUGUAUGAGGUUUAUCAUACAUUGUCUAGUACAAUACUGAAGUUCUUUUGCUGUAACACCUAUAUUGGAUGUGGCACAAGUCAUGUCCAAUACAGGUUUUGCAGUUGUGUACUGGUCCAAUAAAAUCACUUGAGUAAUGUACUUAACAAUGUUUAAUGAUAUCUUUUAUUUCACACCAACAAUUAAAUAUUUUAUACUGCCUGUUUUUACUUUCAAGGUUGUGUUGUUGGGUUUUUUUGUGUUUUGGUGAAUAAAAUUAUUAAUUCUGUUAUCAUUUAAUAUUUGGACAGAACUUUGUUAACUUUAAUAAAGCUUUCUUGCGGACAACAUCCAAUCCAUUGUUAAAACAGAACAAAUAUGUUAAGAGAGAUAACUUUUACAAGAAUGAUUCCAACCACUGGUAGAGUUACUUCAAAUACAAUAUUGUUUUGAUACGGAUUUAUUUUUGGACUAAAAAAAAAGGCUAGAUGAAGUACAAUAUGAAUUUGAAAGGGAUUUAUCAGACUUUGAAAAUGAGAACAAGGUUAAAUUGACCACAUUGGAUCCAAUGAUUUAAAUCCAAAAUUUAUAUGGUGCAAAUGGUACAAAAUAAGUUCACAACAAAAUACAAGUGCUUUAUUAUUUUAAUGGUGAUGGACAGAAUUUUAUACGUGCUUGAUGGGGGUAAAAUAUUGAAUUAUAAUAAUUUACUGUCAUUGAUUGUAAAGUUCCAAUAUUUUCAUAAAUUAGACAAUUUAUUUUUAUAUUUUUCAGUAAUGAACUUGCUGGCAGUCAUUUAAUUUGAAAAUGCAUUUUUAAUUAUGAGCAAAAUAUUGUAUUGUUCAAUGUAAAUUUGAGA
Ruditapes philippinarum (Manila clam) is the source of this 1733-nucleotide messenger RNA. RefSeq names its product phosphoserine phosphatase-like. Gene Ontology annotation, molecular function: magnesium ion binding; L-phosphoserine phosphatase activity. Bases 105 to 782 code for a protein of 225 amino acids. Gene Ontology annotation, biological process: L-serine biosynthetic process; dephosphorylation. The transcript is spliced from 6 exons. Gene Ontology annotation, cellular component: cytoplasm. Lineage: Eukaryota; Metazoa; Mollusca; Bivalvia; Venerida; Veneridae. The record is from RefSeq and is a predicted model, not a curated record.